CGGCCCAAAGGUACAAUUUGUUUCAGUGUCUGCCACAGUCAGACAGUCUUUGCUACACAGAGCAGCUGCACAGACUGGACCAGAGAACACCCUCAUCAUGGUGAAAGUGGAUCUGAAGACGCUGACGGGGCCCAUAGGCAUCCUCCGGAUACUUGAGUUCAUCUUGACUUGUGUCACCUUUAGCUUGGUGGCAUCAGUGGGGACCGUCAAUCAGUCCUUCUGGGUCUGGUGCAUGUUCAGCUGGUGCUUCUGUUUCGCCAUCACAUUCCUCAUACUCAUCCUGGAGCUCUUUGGCCUCAACUCAAAGAUACCCAUUUCCUGGAGUGACUUCACGGCCGCCUAUUCCAUGUUGGCUACUCUAAUGGUACUCACAGCAUCCAUUGUCUUCUCUGUGUUCUACGCUGACCUUGGUUUUGGUGAAUUCAUCGGCGCCAGUGUGACUUCCUUCCUGACUUUCAUCCUGUACGCCAUUGAGGUCGGAUUCAUUCGGUUCAAAUCGGAAGAGAUCAGUGGAUUUCUCUCCACCAUUCCAGGUCUCCUAAAAGUCAUUGAGGCCUUCAUCGCCUGCAUCAUCUUCAUCUGCUUGGGCUACUACAUUAACUACUGGGUUUAUCCAGGACUGCAGUGGUGUGUGGCUGUGUACUCCAUCUGCUUUAUUUUUGCCAUGCUCAUCAUCAUUGCAACCAUCGGCAAACUGCUGACUCGCUUCCCUGCACCUUUCAGUAAAGUGUUGAUCGUCUGUAAUGUGCUGGCAGUUCUGAUGUACAUGACAGCGGCGGUUGUCUGGCCAGUGUACAGCUUCAGAAACAACCUAAGCUCCAGCUGCUCCCAUUCACCCAAGUGUCCAUGGAAUAUGUUAGUUGUUAUCAGCUUUAUGACAUGUUUGAACCUCGUCGCCUACAUUGUGGACACAGUCUAUUCUUUUCGACUGCAGUUCAUCACUCAAACAUAGACAUGUUUUUUUUGCUUUUUACUGAUCAAAUUCUUCAGAGUAUGAGCAAAUUUAGCUUUUUAAAUCAUUUUUUUUAUAUUUGACGUCUAACGUUUCUAUUUGCUACAAAGUCUUCAAUUCUGGUUUAAUGGCAAAAAAUGCUUGUGUUAGGAUGAUAAAAGUCUGUGAAACACAAAAAACAAUGUGUUUAUUACUUUUUGUAUUGACAAACUGCUGUCUUAUUAAAACGUUGGACCUAUUAAGGGCAAAGAAUUCAAACUAUAAGUGUCAAAAAUACCCCAAAAAAGCAGGAAGUUCCAGGAAAUAGAGCAUUGACAGUUUCUUCUAUGACAGAAAACUCCUUUUCACAAAGAAUCCAUUGAAAACACUUGAUCACUCGAUGAAACAGCCUUAAAAAUUCAAAUUAUCGGGGGGUUUUUGUUUUCAUUGCAAAUUUAAUGCAAAUUUCCUGCAUGAUGACAAAAUGCCAGGAAGAGCGACAACAUCAACUGUCUCAGAAUUAUCACUAUAUAUUCUUAACUUUGGAUGUAACAUUUGUUGAGUUAUUUUUAUCCAAGAAAUUUUCAAAGUAUAGCCAAUUAAUUAAAAAAUUGGGAGAUAAAAUUAAGGCGGAGUCAACAGGUCUAACCUUUUGGUUGGAUGUGACAGAUCUGUUGCUUCAAACAGGCUGGGAAAAAUGUUAGAUCAUGAUUUUAGCUGUUAUCAAAGCUCAUUUUUACUGGUGAAAACUAUGUUGGGGUUAAAGAUUCACUCUGAUCAUCUUAGGAUCUAUUUUAAAACUGUUCUCAGUGGUGUUUUAAUUAUGAUUAUUACGUUUUUAGCCAAACUUGUCGUUUUUUAGGACAUAGUUUCUGCAGAGCUGCAGGAGUUUA
This is a messenger RNA of Oryzias melastigma (Indian medaka), 1824 nucleotides long. Its product is annotated as myeloid-associated differentiation marker homolog. The transcript is spliced from 2 exons. The record is from RefSeq and is a predicted model, not a curated record. The coding region runs from base 98 to 952 and encodes 284 amino acids. Gene Ontology annotation, cellular component: membrane. Lineage: Eukaryota; Metazoa; Chordata; Actinopteri; Beloniformes; Adrianichthyidae.